Messenger RNA from Aplosporella prunicola CBS 121167, 1305 nucleotides. RefSeq lists its product as uncharacterized. Bases 1 to 1305 code for a protein of 434 amino acids. Lineage: Eukaryota; Fungi; Ascomycota; Dothideomycetes; Botryosphaeriales; Aplosporellaceae. The transcript has a single exon. Gene Ontology annotation, molecular function: protein binding. The record is from RefSeq and is a predicted model, not a curated record.
AUGUUGUUUGAAGAAUUUCCGGUCGAACUCAUCCAGUCGGUCCUUGGCUUCAUGGACUCGAGGUCUUUGCUGUCGACCAUGAUGACAUGCAAAAAGCUGCGUUCCCUCGGAGAACCUAUCCUGUACUCUCACGUGGUUUUUUCAUAUAAGCUGUUCAAGGCUUUGGGCAAACGAUCGCAUCUAUUCAGCUUGGUCAGACAUUUUGAAUCUCCGGAGGAACUCUACGGUUGGGAAGAAGAUUUUGAGUCAGUACAAGACGUCGAAGAAGUAAAACAAAUUGUUCGCAUAAUGGCCGUCGACACCAAAGUGGACCGUAAUAUGGACCCGAUAUAUUUUCGUGGAGAGGACCAUAAUGAUGCUCUGUUUUUCUUUCUGACUACUAAGUUCCCCAACCUGAAAUCUCUCCAAGUCAAUGGAGACUAUUAUCAUUCGGCCUAUCUGGUACCUUUUUUCGCAAACAUCGCAAUGAAAUUCCCUAUUGAGCGUAGGCUUUGUAAGCUCAAGAGACUUGAACUUGCCAGCGAGCCGGAAUCGGACCACCGUCAUAAUGGACCGUCACCUUACAUCUUCCAUCUACCACAGCUCGAGUCCCUUUCUUUCUUUUCACCACUCGGUGUGGUGCGAAGAUGGCCAGAACAAUGUCUACGGCUUGAUCAUCUCCGGGAGCUCCAAAUGACAAACCUGAGGCAUGACAUUGAAAGUUUGCGGGCAGUUAUAACCGCUGCACCGAAUCUUCUGGACCUCGAGGCUUUUAUUCAACCGGAACGUGGCUGGAUGGGCGAGAAGCCAUUCGACUGCACGGUUCUGGGUGACGCCCUGCGGCAAUGUCGAAGGCUUCGACGACUUGUCAUCAAAGCCCCUAAGAAAUACCGCAUACAAAGCGACGAACAUGAGAUUCGGAUGCAAGGAAGCAUUGGAUCCCUCACUUCACUCUCAGAAUUGCAGUAUCUGGUCAUCUCGUUAGACGCGUUUCUGGGAUGUCUGAAACCUCCUGAAAACCUCUGUUUCCCUGCCACCGACUACCUGCCGCCGAACCUUCACACGUUGAUGUUUUACGUCGACAUGGGCACUGUCGACCCUGGAGAGUGGACACCUAUGGACGUAUAUGAGACGUCUGUAGUGUGUACCCGUCGGGAACGCCCUCCAUUUCCAAAGCUUCAGCAUUAUGGGAUUGAAGGGUACGGCCAGUGGGCUGAGAAAGAAGAAGAGUUGGUAGGAAGUCUGUGCAAAUUGGCUGGCCUAUCCUACGAUGUCGAUUUGCCUUGGCAUUCCUUAAACCAUCUUGUUUUUGGGGAUGAAGAUUGA